This is a messenger RNA of Anopheles moucheti, 3815 nucleotides long. It is a transcript of the gene Adss, whose product is annotated as adenylosuccinate synthetase. Gene Ontology annotation, cellular component: cytoplasm. Gene Ontology annotation, biological process: IMP metabolic process; 'de novo' AMP biosynthetic process. Gene Ontology annotation, molecular function: GTP binding; adenylosuccinate synthase activity. The record is from RefSeq and is a predicted model, not a curated record. The coding region runs from base 687 to 2081 and encodes 464 amino acids. NCBI's taxonomy places the organism in Eukaryota, Metazoa, Arthropoda, Insecta, Diptera, Culicidae. The transcript has 8 exons.
ACGAGGUUCGGGUGCAUUUCCUUCGGCGUUUCGCGUAUUUAGCGACGACUGCUUGGCGGCGUUGUUACAAGAUCAUUCCGUCGUUCUUGGUCGGAAUUGAUGACAAAAACUAACCCGCAUCCGGUUAAAACGGCCAACCGCGUUCGCGUAGCUCGCGCAGUAUUUCGCUGACUAGCGGCAGGCUAAAAGUUUUUGGCCAUCUUACGCACCUCGUGGUUUGCGUUUGGUACACACCGUGGGUGUUUUAAGAGAGCCUUAAAAGUGUUACAGCAUUAGUCGCUUUUUUGUCGGUAACAAUCUGUUACAACUUAACGGUGCGUUCAUCAAUAGUAAAGGAAAUAGUUGUUAGUUUCAGUGCUUUGUCACCGGAAGUGGAUUGUGUAAUCUAGUUACGUUGGUCAGAGUGUUCGAUAAUCGGACUCUUCGACUCUUCGGUCUUUACGUGGACCCGUCAAGGAUACAACUGCUUUGGCGUACUACGCUACUCCGCUUAGAAGUGGUACAAACCAGUAGGCGCCAGACAAAAACGAUCGUUCUGGUCUACCUUCCCUACCCGACAAAGUGUGAAUUACAUUACGAAGGCAACGCAAGGAAAAGCUGAAAGGAAGAAGAAAACAAGAUAACAAACACCCGCGCAGCAGCAACAGAGAGCACCGAAAACGGAAGUCAACACCAGUCCACCCAGUAUGUCAGCCCAUCAUCAAAUGGCUGUGAAUGGCACGGCCAAUCAUCACAGCAGUGAAAAUAAUCACACCACUCACAAUACGCACGAACAGAUGCAUAACCGCCGUCAGAAUCCCUACAGUAGAAAGGUCACAGUGGUGCUGGGUGCCCAAUGGGGUGACGAAGGCAAGGGCAAGGUGGUCGAUAUGUUGGCCGAAAAUGCUGACAUUGUGUGUCGUUGUCAGGGUGGAAAUAAUGCAGGCCACACGGUGGUUGUUGGAGAAAAGGUCUUUGAUUUUCAUCUUCUGCCUAGUGGAAUCAUCCAUGAGAAGAGUAACUCAGUUAUUGGCAAUGGAGUGGUCGUACACUUGCCCGGGUUGUUCGACGAGCUUGCCAAAAAUGAAGCGAAAGGGUUGAAGAAUUGGGAAGGUCGAUUAAUAAUCUCAAACCGUGCUCACCUGGUGCUGGACCUGCACCAACAGGUCGAUGGUUUGCAAGAGGCAGAAAAGGGUGGUAAAUCGCUCGGCACAACCAAGAAAGGUAUCGGGCCGUGCUAUUCCAGUAAGGCGACCCGCAACGGUAUCCGUGUGUCGGAUCUGUUGGGCGACUUUAAGAUGUUCAGUGAAAAGUUUGAAGCGCUGGUAGCCAUGUACAAACGACUCUACGCCGAUUUCUCGGUGGACGUAAAUGCGGAACUCGCACGAUAUCGCGAGUAUGCCGAACGGUUGAGACCGUUGGUGCGCGACUCGGUGUCGUAUUUGCACACGUCGCUUAAGGAGGGCAAAAGCGUAUUGGUCGAAGGAGCGAACGCCGCCAUGCUGGACAUUGACUUUGGCACUUAUCCGUACGUGACAAGCAGCAAUUGCAGUAUCGGCGGUGUGUUGACCGGACUGGGCUUACCGCCACAGGCGAUCGGAGAAGUGAUCGGCGUGGUGAAAGCUUACACUACCCGCGUAGGGGAUGGACCCUUCCCAACGGAAUUGCACGAUGAAAUUGGUUCGUUGCUGCAGAAGCGUGGUGGCGAGGUAGGUGUAACCACGCAAAGAAUUCGUAGGUGUGGUUGGCUCGAUCUGGCACUGCUACGGUACACCUCCAUUGUCAACGGGUACACCGCAAUUUGUCUAACCAAGCUAGACAUUCUGGAUACGCUCAAGGAAAUUAAAGUAGCUGUCAGCUACAAUCUGAAUGGAAAGAAAAUUGAUUAUUUCCCCGGUUCGAUCACCGACCUAAGCCAGGUGGAGGUUAACUACAUUACCGUACCGGGAUGGUUACAAUCGACAGAAAAUGUGCGCGACUUUGGUGAACUUCCUCCACAGGCGCAAGAUUACAUACGGUUAAUCGAAAACGAUCUGGACGUACCGGUCAAGUGGAUCGGUGUCGGUAAAGGUCGUGAAUCAAUUAUCUGCGUAAAGGAUUAAAGCGAACAGUUGCGCGUGCAUAAUGUGGGUGAAGCAGACGGGAUGAACCUUUUAAUUCCAUCCUUUACAAAACAACCAAUUCAUCUUCAUCAACAUCAUACAUAAGCUUAAUCGUCGUAAUAGUUUAAUCGUCAAUUUUCCUUCGUUAUUUUCCUGCUCUGCGCAAGGGGGAAAACGAAAACAAGAACGUAGGAAAGCUACCGUUUUGUCCCUUUGGAAAUUUAGAUGUUUGGAGAAAUUUGUACACGCAACAAUAGUGUGCUCCUGGUUUAGUUUACUGCAGCAAAUUACGCUUUUACAUUUUACCCCUAACAAACAGAAAUGAAACGAAAAGUUGUGUGAACCAAAAGCCUAACUUUUUAGAUUCACCUGAUAUGCUCCUGGAAGAAACUGCAAGGCGCACUUGAACUUAAGGGAAGGAAAUUACUUUAAGGCCAUUGCCUACGCACAACGUAUUUACCCUAUAGCCUAUACUAUGCAAACAGGCCUCGAAAGAUUAGAUUUUGCUCACCGAAAGAUGAAAUGAAAAAAAAAUGAACACCAUUAAGUACUACAGCCUAAUAGUAUAUACCAAACAGACGAAGAUGCAAGAAAAAGGACGUGAGUGAACCAAAUAAGAUUCACGUUAACACAACAACACAAUAUUACAGCUUACAGGAAGCUUGGCUGGUCCGUUCAUUAUAACACUGGUAAAUUGUUGUAUGUGCAAAGGUAAGAGCAGAGAAGCUAAAUGUACUGCAUGAAGCCAACCCUACUUCGCUAGAAUAUGUACAGUGUAAAAGAAAAGAAGGGGACACCUGUACGUAAACAAAAAAAAGGAAAAAAAACAGCAAUGCACAGCAUACGAUAGUUAGAAAUUUGUUCAAUAUUUCAUGUUUUAGAUGGACACUGCGAUGAUGUGUAAAUGUACGAAACAAACGUAGUCGCAAACAGAUAACAGGAACACACGGCAUAUAAUGCUGCAAUGCGACUUUCGCUAAAUGUAAAAUUAUGUCGAUUAUGGAAAAGCUACCAUGAACAGAUAUCGUUUUGCUCAGCAAGGGUGAAAGGGGAAUACGAAUGAAUUCAGAAUGAGCGAUAACCCGGGAAAUAGCCAAAAAGACUAGCUGAAAUAGAAGAGGUAUACAUUUGUGGUUUAAAAAGCUGCUUAUUUUUUUAGGUAUUGUUUUUAUCCUACACAACAUUUCGUAAAUUGUGCUUAUAGCAAACAACUGUAGCUCUAUUAGUGCGAGAUGUUUCAUUUACAUAUUAACUUUUAUUUUUUAAUUUUCUUUUUUCAAUGACGCAUCUAUAACAAAUCAGUGUAUGAGCUUCAGCAGACACAUUGUGCAGCGCAUUGUGUAAAUCGAUCCUAAUCCUAAUUUACAGAUCCUAAAGUAAAUAUAUUGGAAUGAGUUUGUUUACUUAAGGUAGUGUAAGGCAACAACAGCACUUUGUAGGAUCCUAUUGCCGGGUGUGUGUGUGUGUGGUGGUAAAAUAAUUUUAUAUUUUCUGUUUCUUUGCCUUUUUUUUACCUCAGGUUAGAAUAUGUCCUAAUAUGACGCGUCCCAGUUUUUAACAGUUGUUAUUUUUAUUAUUCCUUUUUUACCAAGCCCGAUUCACUGUUACAAUGAAUGUAAAGCGAUACAGAUGAAAAAAAGAAAACAAACACAUCACCUGUAUUGUUUUAAAAUUUUUUUUAGUUGGUUGAUUGAUCUAAUGGAAAUUUUAACAAAUCUGUUAGCCUUUUUAUAU